ACCCGCCUCUGCCUCCCAAAUGCUGGGACUACAGGCGUGAGCCACUGCGCGCGGCCAAAGCCAGCUUUCUUUUGCAGGGGCCGAGACCUGGCACCAAGAGUAAAUCCAACAAAAGACUAGUGGGCCCGGGCCCGGCAGCCGCAGAAGUUUAUAGGCCCGGAGCGUGUGGCACCAUCUGCUCUCGUGACCAGUGCCCUAGGCUAGAGCUUCGGCGAGAUCCGCCCAAGGGAGAGUGGCGAAGUCUCCUCGGCCUUUCCAAGAGGAAACAGCUCAGGCCCCGAGGCCACGAAAUAUUGUCACUCGCUGGAAGCGCGGGCCAAGCCCCGCCCCCGCGAGCCGCCUCUUCCGCUCGCGCUGGGGUGGGGUUUACGCGGCCGCCGGGAUCCGCUCGGACGCGGCCACGUUGUCUUGCGCGCUUUGCCCGCCUGGCCCUGAGACCCUGACCCUCAGCUACCCGUUCCUGCCCCACUAGCGUGGCCGCGAGCCUCUGUGCGCCGGCCGUAUUCCCGCGCUCGUUUAGGGGGCACAGGCGCAGGGAGCGGCCGGGCCACUCUGAGCCUUCGGUGCGCGGGCGCGCUGGGAUACGGGCCCGAGAGGCGCCGCCCUCCGUCCGCUCGGUGCCUCUUAGGAACAGCGAACCGGAGAGAGCGCCGGAGAGUUGGGCUCCGUGCAGAGCUCGGCGCCGGGGCCCAUGCCCGUGCGCCCCCGCAGGCCGGCGCCAUGGCCUCCGGGAGCGUGGCCGAGUGCCUGCAGCAGGAGACCACCUGCCCCGUGUGCCUGCAGUACUUUGCAGAGCCCAUGAUGCUCGACUGCGGCCAUAACAUCUGUUGCGCGUGCCUCGCCCGCUGCUGGGGCACGGCAGAGACUAACGUGUCGUGCCCGCAGUGCCGGGAGACCUUCCCGCAGAGGCACAUGCGGCCCAACCGGCACCUGGCCAACGUGACCCAACUGGUGAAGCAGCUGCGCACCGAGCGGCCGUCGGGGCCCGGCGGCGAGAUGGGCGUGUGCGAGAAGCACCGCGAGCCCCUGAAGCUGUACUGCGAGGAGGACCAGAUGCCUAUCUGCGUGGUGUGCGACCGCUCCCGCGAGCACCGCGGCCACAGCGUGCUGCCGCUCGAGGAGGCGGUGGAGGGCUUCAAGGAACAAAUCCAGAACCAGCUCGACCAUUUAAAAAGAGUGAAAGAUUUAAAGAAGAGACGUCGGGCCCAGGGGGAACAGGCACGAGCUGAACUCUUGAGCCUAACCCAGAUGGAGAGGGAGAAGAUUGUUUGGGAGUUUGAGCAGCUGUAUCACUCCUUAAAGGAGCAUGAGUAUCGCCUCCUGGCCCGCCUUGAGGAGCUAGACUUGGCCAUCUACAAUAGCAUCAAUGGUGCCAUCACCCAGUUCUCUUGCAACAUCUCCCACCUCAGCAGCCUGAUCGCUCAGCUAGAAGAGAAGCAGCAGCAGCCCACCAGGGAGCUCCUGCAGGACAUUGGGGACACAUUGAGCAGGGCUGAAAGAAUCAGGAUUCCUGAACCUUGGAUCACACCUCCAGAUUUGCAAGAGAAAAUCCACAUUUUUGCCCAAAAAUGUCUAUUCUUGACGGAGAGUCUAAAGCAGUUCACAGAAAAAAUGCAGUCAGAUAUGGAGAAAAUCCAAGAAUUAAGAGAGGCUCAGUUAUACUCAGUGGACGUGACUCUGGACCCAGACACAGCCUACCCCAGCCUGAUCCUCUCUGAUAAUCUGCGGCAAGUGCGGUACAGUUACCUCCAACAGGACCUGCCUGACAACCCUGAGAGGUUCAAUCUGUUUCCCUGUGUCUUGGGCUCUCCGUGCUUCAUCGCUGGGAGACAUUAUUGGGAGGUAGAGGUGGGAGAUAAAGCCAAGUGGACCAUAGGUGUCUGUGAAGACUCAGUGUGCAGAAAAGGUGGAGUAACCUCAGCCCCCCAGAAUGGAUUCUGGGCAGUGUCUUUGUGGUAUGGGAAAGAAUAUUGGGCUCUUACCUCCCCAAUGACUGCCCUCCCCCUGCGGACCCCGCUCCAGCGGGUGGGGAUUUUCUUGGACUAUGAUGCUGGUGAGGUCUCCUUCUACAACGUGACAGAGAGGUGUCACACCUUCACUUUCUCUCAUGCUACCUUUUGUGGGCCUGUCCGGCCCUACUUCAGUCUGAGUUACUCGGGAGGGAAAAGCGCAGCUCCUCUGAUCAUCUGCCCCAUGAGUGGGAUAGAUGGGUUUUCUGGCCAUGUUGGGAAUCAUGGUCAUUCCAUGGAGACUUCCCCUUGAGGAGGUGAAUUCAGGCCAAAAGGGCUGUUGGCUGUAAUCCUACGCCAGGCACAAGGCAUCUUGUUGCCUUGCCACGUCCUGUCACAGCUGGGUAUCCUUACCAUGUUCCACGCCCUUGCAGUGGGAGACAGGAUGUCCAUGUUCUCUACCAUCCUUUUCCUUCCCAUGCAGAUUGUGAAAUGUAAUGAGAUGUAUCAAGAUAUCCUAGAAAUAAAAACCAGAUGUCCACCUCCAGUGUUUCACACUUUCUGGUUUUACACAUUGCUGGAAGGAUAAAGAGUAUGGAUAAUCUUUGGAUUUGGAGAGACAUUCAAGAUACUUCCAGCUUCUUGGCUCAGCCUGGCUUCCUCUGGUUCAGCCCCACAUAAUGAUUAUGGCGAUUUGCUGUCAUUUCUGGGCUAGGGCUCCUUUCUAACAACCUAGACUGGAACAAGGCCCUGUCAGCAUGGCUCCCUUUAUCCCAGUUUUUCCUCUGGGAACAGUACCUCUGCCCCUGAUUCCCAAUCUGCCAUAGUUUUAUUAACUCCAUUAAAGAAGCCUGUAUGUGUUUUGGUUAAGUUACAGUUAUUUUACAAUAAUAGUGGGUAAUGGCCCCACCUCUGUUAUGAGAUAAUGUUCUAAUCAAUGUCUCUGCCUUUGUAUCUUUUCUGAGGGCUUUGUCUGCUCCCUUCAUUCUAAUGAAAGGUGUAUUCUAGUGCUGGGUGCAUAUCAUCCAGGAUAAUAUUCUGCCCAUCUCCAUCCUCUGUUACUAGAUCCCUUACCAGUCACAUUUGUGGACUGGUGGCCAGUCGUAUACCAUCCCUGGAAGGAUUCUGGGACAAUAUUCCAGGGAUUCAUUCACUUCUUGGGUCCUUUUCUCCAUUUCCUUUGGGGGAAGGGGGAAUUGACCAUUCUUAAGUGCAUACUAUCAAGGGGCAGCUCCAUCCCCAUGGCCAUUGGAUCAUGAGACACUCUGAAGUCAGAAGGCUGGGGCAGAUGAUUUCGAGCAAGCCCCCAUGAUGGUUCUCACUCCUGCUUCUCUUUGGGUACAUGCCCCUCUGUUUAAAAAUAAAGUGAACAUGGAUGUUUA
Messenger RNA from Symphalangus syndactylus (siamang), 3331 nucleotides. RefSeq names its product tripartite motif containing 27 (gene TRIM27). Gene Ontology annotation, molecular function: protein binding; zinc ion binding. The record is from RefSeq and is a predicted model, not a curated record. Lineage: Eukaryota; Metazoa; Chordata; Mammalia; Primates; Hylobatidae.